Paramisgurnus dabryanus is the source of this 1565-nucleotide messenger RNA. RefSeq names its product CD48 antigen-like. The record is from RefSeq and is a predicted model, not a curated record. NCBI's taxonomy places the organism in Eukaryota, Metazoa, Chordata, Actinopteri, Cypriniformes, Cobitidae.
AUUUUUUGCAACGUUCGAUUAUUUUCUUAUAUAAACGAAUUCUCUAAAAUGAAGACAAUGUCACUAAAAGGAAUAUGAAUGUUAGCGAAGUAUUUUGUUCUAACACCUGACUCUGAGCGCAGGGCGCGUUCACAGUCACGGAAGCGCGCAGGCGGUAUAACCUUUUCCGCCUCUUUCCGAUACAACUAAAUUACUUUCGUUCUUCCUUUUCUUCUCUUUUUUAUUUUACAUCUAUCGAAUAUGAUUCACGCGUUAAUUCUGACGUGUUUUUGUCUUCUGGUGGGUGUGUUUGGUGAUGAAGUUAAGUCUGAGACAUUGUCAGUGAUGGAGGGUGAAUCUGUUACUCUACAUACAAAUAUUACUAAACUAAAGGGAACUGAUUAUCUCGAGUGGUGGUUUGAAGAAACCUCCAUCGCCAAAUUCAAGAGUUCAGAUACCAAUAAUAUACAUAAUGAUAAUGAUAAGAGAUUCAGAGACAGACUGGAGAUAAACAAUCAGAAUGCAGAUCUCACCAUCAUAAACAUCAGAUCUGAACACACUGGAAAUUAUGAAUUUAUUAUAAAUGCAGAAACAACAGUCAAGAAAUUCACACUUACAGCUUAUGCUCCUUUGCCGGUUCCUAUCAUCACCAGCGACAAAUCACACUGCGCAAUCUCAAAAUGUUCAUUAUUGUGUUCAGUGAUGAAUGUGAGAGAUGUGACUCUUUCCUGGUAUAAAGGAAACAGUUUAUUGUCCAGCAUCAGUGUGUCUGAUCCCUACAUCAGACUCUUUCUGCCUCUGGAGGUGGAUUAUCAGGAUAACAACACAUACAGAUGUGUGGUGAACAAUCCCAUCACAAACCAAACUCAACAUUACUGCCUUUCUAAUCUCUGUCAGCCGUGUUCAGUUGUCGUCCCUUCUUGUGAUUUUGCUGUUAUAUGGCUGAAGAUCCAGUUGGCUGUCAGUGCUUUGAUGGUUGUCGGUGGCGUGACUAUUCUGGUUUAUGACAUCAAACCCAGCAAAUCCAAACCGAAGAGAAAAUCACAAACGGCAAAAUCUGAUGAAUGAGAUUUCAAAACAACAAUCAACUUUAUUAGCUUCUUUCUCUAUUUUCUCAGAGUUUUAGUUUUUGGAGUUGCCAGGUCAGUGACUCUUCUCCAUCACCAUUAUGACCAUCAUUCUUACAAACUGAUCACCUGUUUGCUGUUUUUUAUUAUCACAUCAUCAAAAUCUCAAUGUAAUCAUUACUCUCUUAUCACUUAUGUGUGCAUUACGCUGUUUUACCCAGAAUCAUCCUAAUCCUCCCGUCCUCAACAGCUACUUUGUUUUUUUAACUUUUGUUGGAUUUUUGUGUUUAUACAGUUUUAGUUUUGUUAUAAAUAAAUCCUGCAUCAAGUUUGUUUCUAGUUGUGCUACCUAUUAAAGAAAUGUGAAUAUAAAUAAAAAAGUUGUUGCAUUUGAAGUCUUUGCAUUGGUUGGGGUUAGAUUGGUCUGAAACAGAAUCUGCUGCUUAAUACUAAAUGUCCAAGUUACAGAUAGGCAUAUUAAAAUAAACUGAGUAAAAUAUUAUUUUUUAUUUGAAUAAU